Messenger RNA from Alternaria alternata, 1278 nucleotides. RefSeq lists its product as hypothetical. The coding region runs from base 1 to 1278 and encodes 425 amino acids. The transcript is spliced from 7 exons. Lineage: Eukaryota; Fungi; Ascomycota; Dothideomycetes; Pleosporales; Pleosporaceae. Gene Ontology annotation, molecular function: FMN binding; L-lactate dehydrogenase (cytochrome) activity. Gene Ontology annotation, biological process: lactate metabolic process. The record is from RefSeq and is a predicted model, not a curated record.
AUGCCAGACGAACAAGCAAAUCCGACUCCCUCUGUGGAUGGCCAGAAAGAUGAUGGUCUGAAUCCUGUUCGAGACGCACCAAAUCAAUUGCAAUCAGAAGCACACAUUGAUGCUGUCAAUCCAGUCACCGUGCCGCCAACCAACGGUGAACACUCGCCAGGAAACGAUGAAGAGUUACGGAGAGCCCGUGAAGCUCUUCCUACGGUCGACAAAAUGAUAGUCUUGCCAGAUUUCGAAGACUGGGCCCAGAACAUCCUCACUGAUGUUGCUUGGAACUAUUACCGAAGCGCGGCUGACCAAGAAAGAUGUAAUAUGGAUGCUUUGCGCCGUUAUUCCUUUCGACCACGGAUGCUUCGAGACAUGUCUAAUGGCUCCAUAAAGACGUCAUUCCUAGGUUAUGAAAGUGAACUGCCGAUCUACAUCGCACCCGCCGCCAUGUGCAAACUUGGCCAUCCGUUAGGCGAGAUCAAUCUGACCAAAGCCGCCGGAGACGCUGGAAUCUUCCAAUCUGUAUCGGCAAAUGCAAGCUGCACUCUCGAAGAAAUAUUUGCAGCGAAGAAAGAGGAUCAGUUUAUGGCUUACCAGACUUACAUCGACGUGAAUCGCAACUUGACCACUGAGAUUCUUCAAAAGGUAGAGCGUCUUGGUGCCAAAGCCAUCAUCUUCACAGUCGACGUAGGCUGGUGGUCGAAGAGGACUUUGGAGACUCGUCAUGGCGGUGAACUCCCGAAAGCCUCACUUGGGGCUUUCAUGGCUAUGGGCGGGCGUCAAGAUCGGAAUCUAUCAUGGAACGACAUUUCGUGGAUUCGGCGCCAGACCAAGCUUCCAAUCAUCGUCAAGGGAGUACAGACUAUCGAGGAUGUUGCGCUGUGUGUGGAUAACGGUGCUGAUGCAGUGAUGAUUUCGAAUCACGGAGGUCGACAACUAGACUACGCACCGGCGCCGAUCGAUAUUCUUUACGAGCUCAGAACCUACCGACCCGAUCUGUUUGACAAGAUCGAUAUCCUGGUUGAUGGAGGUGUUCGAUACGGUGCUGAUGUCGUGAAAUUACUUGCAUUGGGGGCCAAAGCUGUAGGCUUCGGCCGCACUUUUCUCUACGCCAAUGCUACUCAUGGGGAGGACGGCGUUCGAAGAGCGAUCGAGAUUCUCCGCGAAGAAAUCUCAUAUACUAUGUGGAACAUAGGGGCUGCUACUGUUGCCGACUUGAAGCCUGAAAUGGUUGGACCAUCGGGACCGUGGGUGGGCAUGAAUCGACCAGUAUAUGCUACUAAAUACUAG